Molecule: messenger RNA, 253 nt
Organism: Staurois parvus
Lineage: Eukaryota; Metazoa; Chordata; Amphibia; Anura; Ranidae
Source: the annotation of a GenBank genome assembly
AGGAGAUGGUCAGAGACUGCGGACAUACUACAGGAGAUGGUCAGAGACUGUGGACAUACUACAGGAGAUGGCCACAGACUGCAGACAUGAUACAGGAGAUGGUCAGAGACUGCAAAUAUGGUACAGGAGAUGGUUAGAGGCUGUGAACAUGCUGCAGGAGACUGUGAGCAUGCUCUAGGAGUUGUUUCAGAUUGGGGACAUGCUUAAGGAGACAGUAAUAGACCGGAGACAUAUUAUAUGAGACUGCUAGACA